Messenger RNA from Trichechus manatus latirostris (Florida manatee), 238 nucleotides. It is a transcript of the gene SYNGR3, whose product is annotated as synaptogyrin 3. NCBI's taxonomy places the organism in Eukaryota, Metazoa, Chordata, Mammalia, Sirenia, Trichechidae. The annotation marks the transcript as partial. The transcript has a single exon. Gene Ontology annotation, cellular component: neuromuscular junction; synaptic vesicle membrane. The record is from RefSeq and is a predicted model, not a curated record.
GUGUUCUCCAUCGCGGUCUUCGGCCCCAUCGUCAACGAGGGCUACGUGAACAACGACAGCGGCCCCGAGCUGCGCUGCGUCUUCAACGGGAACGCAGGCGCCUGCCGCUUCGGCGUCGCUCUCGGCCUAGGCGCCUUCCUCGCCUGCGCCGCCUUCCUGUUGCUCGACGUGCGCUUCCAGCAGAUCAGCAGCGUCCGCGACCGCCGCCGAGCGGUGCUGCUAGACCUCGGCUUCUCAG